Molecule: messenger RNA, 1842 nt
Organism: Naegleria lovaniensis
Lineage: Eukaryota; Heterolobosea; Eutetramitea; Acrasida; Naegleriidae
Exons: 1
Coding region: 1-1842 (613 amino acids)
Source: RefSeq, a predicted model, not a curated record
AUGAUUGAAUGGAAGUUGGAGAAAGACCCUUUCAUGAUUCAAUCAUCAUCGUCUAGUAGUAGUACUAGUGUCGGAGAAGUACGAACAAUCACAUCAUCAGAAACAUUGCUCGAUCGACCAACUAUUGAAUCAACAAUACAAGCGUACAAUUCCAUGAAAGCCUUCCAAGAAAUGGAUUGUCAUCGAAUGAUCAAUAGGAAACAAGUUGAAUUUACACAACAUCAAGAGGAAAUCUUCUCGACACUAUCAUCUACAACCAUGGAUGACUCAUCAUUCAAUAGCGUCAUUACUCCUUCGUCUGAAAUUUUGAGUUUUCAACAAUUGGCAGAUGAUGAGAUGUGUUGCGUGAUGGAUUUCUUGGUCAAUGACAUUCCUACAGUCAUGGCCGUUUCAACUUGCUGCAAACGCUUUCGAUUUCUUGUUCUGGAAAAGCUGAAUUUAGAACAGUUGUAUUUUCACAGAAUUCUAUUGUGUGAUGAGAGUGUUCAUUAUUUAAGAAACAAGUUAUUGAUCCAGGUAUUAUUUAAGAAUAGUUUAGAGUUUAGAAAGUGGUGUGCUGUGACUAAAAGACAAGCUGCUAAAUUGCAUGUAGAUGAUUCAAGCUCAAUAUCAUCUACUACUUUGGAAGUGUCGACAUCUGCAUCUGAUAUCACUCAAGAAAGUCAUGAUGAUUAUCAUACAUUGGAUCACUUGAUUGUAGAAAAGAAGAAUAGUUACAAAAUAUUAUAUUAUAAUUUAUUCUCUAACUGUUUGGAUCUCAUUGUGGAAAAAGCUUCUCAAGAAAUCUGUCACUCAACAGUCACUACUCCUCAGAUAGACAAAUCUAACAUGUAUAAUUUAUUUCAACAACUCACUUAUAGCGUGAUUGAUUUUCAACAAAACGAAAUUACCUUUGAAAGAGAAUUAGCAUGGGGAAUAUCGAAUCAGAACUUGAUUAUUCAAGAUCGACUGAUCAAGACACUCUUUUCUCUUCAUUUACUAACCUUAUUGACGAUUAUUGUAUCUCAAUUUAUCAUGCACGAUCAACUUCUUGAGUCCAUCAUUUUAUUGUUUUUAUUUUCGGUGACCCUUGGUGUCACUUUAACCUUGUGCUGGACCAUUGGCCACUUUCCUCUCUUCUCUUGGUUUUAUUGGUUGUAUCAUGGCUCAUUGGACUUAUUUCACAUCGAAGAACAAUGUAAUCUCAUGACAAACGCAAAUCAAAAUGGUGCCAGCCAUCUGCUCGAGAAGAAGGAGAUUUCAAAACAUGUUUCAACUCUUCACAUGCAUGGAAUUGCAUUAUUGAAACAUUUUCGACUAGCAAGAUCGUAUUUCAUUUAUUACUAUCAUCUCUUAAUGAAAUCUCAAUUGAAGCAAGUAGUACGAGAGUUGUGUAUUAAGAACAAUGUGAAAGAACAAUUUCAAAUGAGGUUUGAGAUGUUGUGUCACAAUGCAUGGUGGAAUUCAUUAAUUGACCUUUCAGAUGACAUUCUCUCGACAAGAUUCUUCAUUUGUGUGUUCGAUAUUGUGCCAGUUCUUGCUUUUUCUCUAUGGCUUGGCAAUUCAUCACUUCACAAGUAUGUCAACCACGAGAUUUUGAAAGCAGUGAGAUUUCUGAUCAUUCACGGAUCUCUUUUGGUUUCAUCUAUUGAGCUCUUUGAUAUUGUUAGAUCUUAUAUUGUGACCAAUAACAACACUUUUAGUGAGUGCUCAAUCAAACUCAGAGAAAGGCGGCAAAAAGCAGAAGAUACCAUAAAAUGGAAAGAAGGAAUAAUCUUGUUCAUCCGACGACCACUGGCCAUGUUUCUAUUGAUGGUGAUUCGGAUUUAUUUUGUAUCUUCUGUUGUCAGCUACACACAAUAA